Messenger RNA from Cucurbita pepo subsp. pepo (vegetable marrow), 958 nucleotides. NCBI's taxonomy places the organism in Eukaryota, Viridiplantae, Streptophyta, Magnoliopsida, Cucurbitales, Cucurbitaceae. The record is from RefSeq and is a predicted model, not a curated record.
UCCAAUUUUUUGAUCCGCAUACCUCCUCGUCCUCUGUCUCUGUGUAAUUGUGAUUGAACAUUAUAGAUUUCUUUCUUUCUGAUUUAUCAAUCCUUACCCCGCCCCCCUUUGGUUCGGAUGCCCUAAAAUGAUUUCAACUUAAUCACUGCUUAUAGAUGUUGGAAUUAUAAACCAAAUCGACGGAAGUACUUUCUGUUUAAAUGCUUCAAUGAUUUGUAUCAGGGUUAGAUUUGACUAUAUAAGAAGGAGGAGACUCUCCAAAUGGUUUAGGGUUCGAUUUGAGAAUUUAACAACUCCUUGACGUUUACCGAGAUAUUCAAUUAACAUUGUGACAGGAUCCCCCUGUUUAAGGAAAACGAACAAUCAUUCACUGAAAGAUCGAAAGGAGUGAUUUCUUCUAUAAUGGACUCCGAGUUAGUUGCGCAUAACGGUGGAUGCCACUGCAAGAAAGUAAGAUGGCGAGUCGAAGCACCUGCUAGUGUCGUAGCUUGGGAUUGCAACUGUUCUGAUUGCUUCAUGAGGGCCAAUACACAUUUUAUUGUGCCUUUGGAACGGUUCAAACUUUUAGGAGAUUCCAAGAACUUUAUUUCAACCUAUACGUUUGGUACUCACACUGCAAAACAUACCUUCUGUAAAGUUUGUGGCAUUACCUCAUUUUACCAUCCACGCUCAAACCCAGAUGGAGUUGCCAUUACUUUCAAAUGUGUUGAUCCUGGAACAUUGACCCACGUUGAGAUUAGGCAGUUUGAUGGGAGCAACUGGGAGGCCUCUUAUGGUCAUACAGGCAUUGCUUCAUUUUCUAAGCUAUCUUAGAACAUUAGUUAAUAUGCAUUUUGAUAUUUGCUAUAAUCUAUGUAUAUGACUGUUGACAUGAACUUUGUUUAGACUUGUAUUUGUACCAAAUGUAUAUUCGUAUUCCGAGUCUCGAGUCUUGUAUGCAGGGCACACCAUAUUUCUA